Molecule: messenger RNA, 1020 nt
Organism: Cynocephalus volans (Philippine flying lemur)
Lineage: Eukaryota; Metazoa; Chordata; Mammalia; Dermoptera; Cynocephalidae
Gene: CENPN
Product: centromere protein N
Exons: 10
Coding region: 1-1020 (339 amino acids)
Biological process (GO): chromosome segregation; CENP-A containing chromatin assembly
Cellular component (GO): nucleoplasm
Source: RefSeq, a predicted model, not a curated record
AUGGAUGAGACUGUUGCCGAGUUUAUCAGGAGGACCAUCCUGAAAAUCCCCAAGACUGAAAUAAUGACAAUCCUGAAAGGAUGGGAUUUUUUAUCUGAAAAUCAACUGCAGACUGUAAACUUCCAGCAGAAUAAGGAAUCUCUCAUUCAGCACUUGAUCCUGCUAUGUGAGGAAAAGCAUGCAAGUUUCAACGACGUGGCCCUUUUAGACAUGAUUUAUACUCAAGUUCAUCGGCACCAGAAAGUUUGGGAUGUUUUUCAGAUGAGUAAAGAACCAGGUGAAGACACUGACCUUUUUGAUAUGAAACAAUUUAAAAGUGCAUUUAAGAAAAUUCUUCAGAGAGCAUUAAAAAAUGUGAUGGUCAGCUUCAGAGACACUGAGGAGAAUGCAGUCUGGAUUCGAAUUGCCUGGGGAACACAGUAUACAAAGCCGAAACAGUACAAACCUACUUAUGUGGUGUAUUAUCCCCAGACUCCGUAUGCCUUCGCUUCUUUCUCCAGCCUAAGGAGCAAUAUACCACUUCUGGGUCAGGCACUGACAAUUGCUAGCAAAUACCAUCAGAUUGUGCAGAUGGACCUGAGAAGUCGAUAUCUGGACUCUCUUAAGGCUAUUGUUUUUAAACAGUAUAACCAGACCUUUGAAAUGCACAACUCUACAACACCUCUACAGGAAAGAAGCCUUGGGCUAGAUAUAAAUAUGGAUUCAAGGAUCAUUCAUGAAAACACAUUAGAAAAAGAGAGAGUCCACAGAAUAACUCAAGAAACUUUUGGAGACUAUCCUCAACCACAGCUGGAAUUUGCACAGUAUAAGCUUGAAACAAAGUUCAAGAGUGACUUAAAUGGGGGCAUCUUGGCUGAGAGGGAAGAACCCCUCCGGUGCCUAAUAAAGUUCUCUAGCCCACAUCUUUUGGAAGCAUUGAAAUCCUUAGCACCAGCCGGUAUCGCAGAUGCACCACUCUCUCCAUUGCUUACUUGCAUACCCAGCAAGAGAAUGAAUUAUUUUAAAAUUAGAGAUAAAUGA